Messenger RNA from Procambarus clarkii (red swamp crayfish), 2120 nucleotides. The record is from RefSeq and is a predicted model, not a curated record. Lineage: Eukaryota; Metazoa; Arthropoda; Malacostraca; Decapoda; Cambaridae.
UUUUGGGAGGUGAUCAGCGAUGAGCAUGGCAUCGACCCAGUGGGGCAGUUCGUCACUGUGGGUGAAAACAGUGUGAUGCAGCUAGAGAGGAUUAACGUCUACUACAACGAGGCUUCGGGGGGCCGCUACGUACCUCGAGCAGUGCUUGUGGACCUUGAACCGGGGACAAUGGAAGCGGUUAGGUCUGGGCCUAUGGGCAAGAUCUUCAGACCUGAUAAUUUCGUCUUUGGUCAAAGUGGAGCUGGCAACAACUGGGCCAAAGGUCAUUAUACAGAAGGAGCUGAAUUGGUGGACUCUGUUAUGGACGUGAUGAGAAAGGAGGCAGAGAACUGUGACUGUCUACAGGGCUUCCAGUUGACUCACUCGCUGGGUGGUGGAACAGGCUCUGGGAUGGGUACACUUCUCAUAUCAAAAAUCCGUGAAGAAUAUCCCGACAGGAUUAUGAACACGUUUUCUGUUAUCCCUAGUCCAAAAGUGUCUGAUACAGUUGUGGAGCCGUACAACGCCACCCUCUCUGUGCACCAACUGGUAGAGAACACCGACGAAACCUUCUGCAUCGAUAACGAAGCGCUCUAUGAUAUCUGCUUCAGAACACUCAAGCUCACGUCUCCCUCUUAUGGUGAUCUCAACCACCUAGUCUCGGUGACCAUGUCUGGUGUUACAACAUGUCUGAGGUUUCCCGGCCAGUUGAAUGCAGAUCUGCGCAAGCUUGCGGUCAACAUGGUCCCCUUCCCUCGCCUCCACUUCUUUAUGCCAGGAUUUGCUCCUCUCACUUCCAGAGGGUCGCAGAGUUACAGAGCUCUAUCAGUUCCCGAGUUGACACAACAGAUGUUUGACAGCAAGAACAUGAUGACUGCGUGUGAUCCUCGUCAUGGUCGCUAUCUCACUGUUGCUGCCAUCUUCAGAGGAAAGAUGUCUAUGAAAGAAGUAGAUGAACAGAUGUUAGCAGUCCAGAACAAAAAUUCCAGCUAUUUUGUGGAGUGGAUUCCAAACAAUGUGAAGGUUGCUGUAUGUGAUAUUCCACCCAAGGGCCUGAAGAUGUCUUCCACAUUCAUUGGUAAUUCUACCGCGAUACAAGAGAUCUUUAAGCGGAUUUCAGAGCAGUUCACAGCAAUGUUCCGGCGGAAAGCCUUCCUGCAUUGGUACACGGGGGAGGGUAUGGACGAGAUGGAAUUUACCGAGGCAGAGUCCAACAUGAAUGACCUGGUGUCAGAGUAUCAGCAGUAUCAAGAGGCAUCAGCGGAGGAUGAGGAAUACGUUGAUGAGGAGCCAUCUGAAGAGGAAACCACGCAUGCAGAGGAGGCUCAAGACGAAGCAUAGAUAGUGUAAUAUUACAUUUAAAGACUUGAAACCUGUGUGUACAGUAAAGUGCCAAAAGACAGUGUACUGAAGUGGUUAGUUUAAUUUAUUGAAGAACUUCCAAUAUGAUAAUGUGAAGUGAAUAAUGUUAUUGUUAUCUUUAUUUUCAACAAGUCAUUGCACAACUGCAAUGUAAAUUGUACCUUUACCUCCAGUCAUACAAGUACAAUAUUCAAAGUGUUGACUACAAGUAAUAUGGUGGCAUUAAAAGUGAACUGAAUAUGGAUUUAAAUACAUCUUAAGUGUCUAAAUUGCAAUGUCAGUAAAGUUGCAAUAUUUUUGUUUAUAUCCGUUUAGUUAUUUCAUUAACAGUAAUAGUUUACUCUAGUCGGUAGACAUACGCAUCAAACCAAAUUAAAUUUUCCCCCAUUCAUUAUUUACAUUUUUGUUUUGGAUUAACUAGACUUUUUAGCAAUAUUUUGGUAAGCCACAAAAGUUAUUGAUAAAUGCUCAUUUGCACAUUUAAUGAUUUAAAAUUUAGUAGCAAGUGUGAAAUUCUCAAGUGGUUAUAUCAAAAAUAUAAUUCCUGGAGUAAAUUUCAAAAUAAAAUACUCUUAUUAAGAGCAGUGGAGCAAUAUUUCUUACUUUGCUGAGAAGUCUUAAUUUAUUUUACUUUUGAGGAAAGACAAGUAGCCAAUAUGUUUUUGGAGUAGAGCCGUGCGACAGCUGACUCUGAUUGAGACUGUUUGAGGUCUCAGUGCUUAGUUUUUGCUCUUUCAGCUGGAAUUAUUUUGUUAAAUUUGGAAUAAAAAUACUUUAAA